This is a messenger RNA of Puccinia triticina, 2397 nucleotides long. RefSeq lists its product as uncharacterized. The record is from RefSeq and is a predicted model, not a curated record. Gene Ontology annotation, biological process: protein phosphorylation. Bases 1 to 2397 code for a protein of 798 amino acids. NCBI's taxonomy places the organism in Eukaryota, Fungi, Basidiomycota, Pucciniomycetes, Pucciniales, Pucciniaceae. The transcript is spliced from 6 exons. Gene Ontology annotation, molecular function: ATP binding; protein serine/threonine kinase activity.
AUGAACCAGCCAGCCCCGUCGAGCCUGCUGAACGUCUGGGGACGAGGAAACCCGGCCGACCAGCUCACACCCAAGGCCUCCGCACAGUCAGGCACAUCGACGGAGAUCGACCCCUUCGACAGGAGCCAGCUGCAGGAUGACCCCAACCAGCUCAAGACCCCCAUGCCCCAGAGCCCGCGGAAGAACCCGACCUACUUCACUCCGAACACCACCGCCUCCACCCCCAGCCACGCCCAGGAGGAACAGCAGUCGAUGGCAGCCACCGCACUCAAGGCGUUCGUCAAGCCGCCCAGCAAGAGCUCCUUCCACUUCACCACAAAGCCCAUCACCCGAUCAGAGAAAACCAGCCAGGAGCCCGCAGUGCCGAUCAAGAACCCGCUCAGUCUGCCCCCUCAGGGCCUGCUCUCUGUCAAGAUCAUCGCCGCCCGCGCCCUCGCCUUCGCCUCCUCCCGCUCCCGCCCCUACGUCUUCGCCCAGUUCGACAACAACGAGUUUGCGUCCAGAGAGCCCAUCGGCGAGGAGGAGGAGGAGACCCGCGGCAUCGUCAAACCCACCUCCGCCCGGCCCGACCAGAAACUCAGACUCGAAUCCCCCGACCCCGCCCUCCGCAACCAGUCCGGGAUGAUCCCCACGCCCAGCGACGGCAACGGCCUGCUCUGUCUCAGCGGCCAGAACCCGAUCUGGAAACAAGAGGUAGAUUUUGAUGUCACCCAUCAUCAACCGGCCUUCAGUACUCAUCACUCCCUCUAUCUCUCUAUUUACGACCGCUCCCUAGGCGACACUCACUCCCCCACCCAGAAAUCUACUCCUACUAGCACUACUACUCCUACUCCUCCUGCUAAUACUACUGUCAUCCCGGGUAUCGAGGGCGUCGAGCUCUUCCUCGGCGAGACUGAGAUCAAGCUCGACUUCCAGAGUCUCAGCAAGGCUGGGGGAUGGGUCGACCAAUGGUAUCCAUUGACGAUGAAGACCGCCGAGUCGAGUGUGUCGCACGCCUCGGGGGAGAUCCGGAUCCAGCUCCGCUACCGGGAGCUGCGCUCGAAGAAGUCGCUGGACGUGGGCGACUUCGAGUUCCUGAAGAUGAUCGGAAAGGGCACGUUUGGGCGGGUGUUCCAGGUGCGCAAGAAGGACACGCGCCGGAUCUAUGCCAUGAAGGUGCUCAGCAAAAAGGAGGUCAUCGACAAGAAGGAGGUCCAGCACACUAUCGGCGAGCGUAAUAUCCUCCAGCAAUCCUCCAAAUGCCCCUUCCUCUUGGGCCUCAAAUUCUCUUUCCAAUCUCCCGGCGAACUCUUCCUCGUCAUGGACUACAAGAGCGGCGGAGAGUUGUUUCAUCAUUUGCAAAAGGAGGGCCGGUUCACAGAAGAACGGGCCCGGUUCUAUACGGCGGAGAUCGUGCUAGCGCUCGAGCAUCUGCACAAAUACAACAUCGUGUACCGGGACCUGAAGCCGGAGAACAUCCUAUUAGACGCGACGGGGCACAUUGUGCUGUGUGAUUUCGGGCUGUCGAAGCCGAACCUGAACCCGGACGAGCUGACGACGACGUUCUGUGGGACGACCGAGUAUCUGGCACCCGAGGUCCUCUUGGACGACCACGGCUACUCCAAGCUCGUCGACUUCUGGUCCCUCGGCGUGCUCCUCUUCGAGAUGUGCUGCGGCUGGUCUCCCUUCUAUGCCGAGGAUAAUCAGCAGAUGUAUAAGAAUAUCUGCUUCGGUAAAAUCAAGUUCCCCAGAGGCGUCAUCGGCGACGAGGGCAAACAAUUCGUCAAAGGCCUCUUGAACCGAAAUCCGAAGCACAGAUUAGGCUCGCAAAACGACACAGCAGACCUCAAAGUGCACGAGUUUUUCCGGAGUAUAGACUGGGAGAAGCUGAGCCAGCGGCAAGUGAUCCCGGUGUUCAAGCCGCACAUCGAGUCGGACGAGUCGGUGUCGAACUUCGAUGUCGAGUUCACCCAGCUCAACAUCAGCGAGCACUUGCCGACGACGAUCAAGGAGAGGCUGGCUGCGAAUGGCGGUGCGGGGGAGAAGAUCGUGGGCAAGUGUUUUGACGAGAGCGACCGGAGCGACGAUUGGGUGAAGAAGGCCUCCUACGUCCCCGCCGCCGCGCUGCUCACCCUCGCCCCCUCCGUGGCCUCCUCGUCGAAGAAGGCCGACCCCCAGCUCCCUUCCACCCCUGCGCCCCCCCUCGUCAUCCCCCCCGUCGCCCCCGUGCCCUUGCCCCUCAAGCCUGCCGAGCCCGCCCACGACCAAGACCAGUUCCUCGGGUUCUCGUACCACGGCGAAUCCGAGCUCGCUACCCUCGCUAACAGCCAUAGCCAUCCGCACCCCCCGAACCAUAUCCACCAUCCCCACCAUCUCGGCGUCGAUGCCUUCGACGACCCUCACCCCUCCGGCUUCUGA